UUUGGUCGUCGCCGUUGUGGCAGGCUGGAAGGUUGUGUGCAGCAGCAGACCGUGUGCGUGCGCGUAUAAACUAUUUUCGAGAGUAAGUGCGUCCAUCAUCAACGAACCACUUCCUCGGAGAACUGCUGCACCAGGCCUGAACAUUAUCGCACCUUCGACAAUCAGUAGCGAGGUGCAGGCACGGCUCCAAGUGUUGUAACAUACCUACGAUACGAGUGAGUAAGUGUGCGUGUGUGCAGGCUCAUGUCCAGGGCGAUGGCUUAAGUCAGCAGCUGCACAUGGCUACAAGAUAGGCAUCAGUGUGUGCGUGUACGUGUGUGUAAGUGUGUACAGUAAGAGCAAGCGAAACCCGUUCAAUUCCAAAAGAAACGGAGUCCCUUUUCUUCUUUUCUCUCUCUCUCGCUCGCUGGGGCUUGUGCAAUCGUCUGAAAAAAAGAGUUUCUCUCUCGCUUGCUCUCGUAUAGCCGGGGCACGGAGCGUGUACACGUAACGCGAGAAAGCUAGCAGACGAGAGAAAGAACGGGAGAGCGAGAUAGCCUAUAUAAACAAUAAACAAACGACAGGCAUUGCUCGGUACGCGCAGUACAGCAAUAACGAGGGAGAGCAUAAACAUCAGCAGUGGUGGCGGCGAGGCCACGAAAUUCAAUAAAGCCAGAUAGAGAGAGAGAGAGAGAGAGAGCGGCGCUGUGGUGGCCUCCGUUCCGCUCUCUCACUGUGUAGUCACAGUCGGAACAGGUCGGAACGGAAAGCAAGCAAGCAAACCAGGCAGUAGUAGCAGCGGCAGCAGCGACGAUUUCACACGAGGGGUAUCGAUUCGACCCCGGACGCCGCUGCCUGCACUAUAACCCCGAUAUAUCUCUUUCUCGCCGAGGGAGAGAGAGAGCGAGAGGAUGAGGUUGCGAAGGAUGCGCAGCAGCAGCAGCGACACACCGACCGAGCUGCUCCUACUACUCCGCUGAAAAAAGUACACACAUAGGCGCACAUGGAUUGGUACACUGCGAGAAUUUAAUCGAGAGAGAGACUUUGCUCUCUCGGCUGUGCUCUGCUUUGAGCGUGUCUGUCUCUCUCUGGCGUUCGCUGGCAUAUACACUCGCGUUCUGUCUCUUUCACUCGCACGUUCGUUCGCUCGUUCGCUCGUUCAUGCAUGAUACGCAGACGGCACGCGAGGGGGCCAUGGACGUCGAUAUUUUUGGGCGAGUCGAGCCGAGCCUCAUCCUCGACCAGCGACCAGCCCAUCGCUUCAACGACUCGUCGCAGCCAGUCCAGCUUCGUUGCGGUCAUCCUGUCUGCUGCUAAGCUGCUGACUCAGAGUCAGCUGAGCCACUGUGUCCUGCGACAAGGGAUUAUGUUCUGCUGUUCCGCCUGACUAAUUUAGCUACAUUUAUGCUCAACUGUUUCUCACUUCACUCGGCCCUACCGACGAUCCACGGCUCGGGCUCUCAUCAAGACUGCUUUCGUAAGUUUACACUACUGUAUAACCUCUGAAAGUGAAAAAGGCCAACUCCGACAAAAUGGAUCUGAGCACAGCAGCAAGUAAUAGCAACGGCUCGGUUCCGGCCGCGGCUCCGAGCAACAACGCCAGUAGCAGCGGCAGCAGUAGCAGCAGCAGCAGCAGCAGCAGUAGUAGUAGCAGCAGCAGCAGCAGCAGCAGCAGCGGUGGUGGUAUGACCAGCAGCAACGGCGACUCGCCGGCAGUGGCGUGUCCAGUGUGCACGCUGUACUUGCGCGAAGGCAUCAGCCUGGAGAAACACUUGUUCACGCAUCCGAAAGAGCAAGUGAUCGGGGCGUUGAUCAGGGCCAGUGGCAGUGGCGCUGUCGUUGGAGCUUCCGCUACAGCUGGUGGGGUUUCAACACUGUUCAGCCAGCCACAACCGGCGCCACCCCCUUCGCCGGCACCGACACCCGCUAGCCAACCUCCGGCUGCAUCGCCGAGCCCGCACGUUCCUCAUGCGGCUCCUUCGCCUUUCCCCAUUGCGCCCAUUUACCAUGAGUGUCCGCCCCUCAACGCCAUGAUUCCGCCGGCGCAGUUCGCCUCAUUCAGCUACCAGCAAUUUGUCAAUAAUGGUACCAUGAUGAUUCCCGCUCAAUACGCGAUGGCUCAGGCGCAGCCUCCACAAGCGAGCCAGAUGAUGCAAAUGUUAUACAAUCCUUACGGGAUGUAUCAUCAGCAGCAAAUACCUACAGUGCAAAUGAUCUCGGCACCUCCAAUGAUGCCUACCUCGACGUCGACACUGCCCACAACGGUGCCCUCGGUGACGACGCGAAUGAGGCCAACUGCUGCCACAAGUACGAGUAACGUCACCAUUACUCCUGUCAGUGAGACGACAAUGACAACCUUACCACUUCCGGCACCGCCGAUACCAACGUCGAAGCCGCCGAGUGUGCAAUCACAACAGCAGCUGGUGGUCGAGCCACCCAAACGGCAGAUCGACCCGGAGAUUAUAACGGGUCCUGAAAGUAUUCUGCCAGACAUGGAACCCACAUCACCUGAGCUACCACAAGAACAAGUUGAAGAGACUCAUAGAACUUUAUCUGUGGAGCACAGAGGCCAUCAAAAUGCCUGCACACAAAGAGAAGAGCAAAAUAACGUCGAACAAUAUCACAGGGCGGAUCCACCUACACUACUCUGUAAUGAUACUACUGAUAAUGACAAGACUGAAAGGAUCUUACCGGAUAUUGAAGACGACGACGAUAUUGCAUCCCUUAUUGUGAGAGAUGGUAGCAAAAUACAAAACCAUGAAAAUGAUGUUGCCGAGAUUGCCGAACCUAUGGAUUCCUCAAUUGAGCAACCGACAAAAAAAGUGACGGUUGACACAAUUCAGUCUGACCAUGAGGAGGAACACAAUUGUCAAAAUCAAAGUAACGCUGCUCGGACAGUUGUUAGAGCUAGUGAACUUAUUCAAAUUCCUGACAAGGAAACUUCAAGUUCAAGUAGGCCAGAAGUAGAAAAAUUAAAUCAGUUACUUGGCAAUAUGGAGUCUGAUUUCACCAAUGUAGAAUUAUCUAGUACAUAUGAAGAGGAGAGUAUAGAGAAGACACAUCGCAAAAUGCAAGAUAUUUUAUCAGAUGAACCGAUGGAAAAACACACCGAUGAAGAUGAAAAUAUAAGUGUAUCGUAUCAUAAAAUUGAUCCCGAGCAGAUUGAGUGCAAAAUCAUUGUCGCUCAUGACGAGUCGGACGUUUCCUCCGUAGCGUCGUCAGAUUCAUUAGAGUGCAAUUUAGAAAUACAUAAAAUUACACAUUCGUCCUAUCAUUUUAAAACACUGCAUUCUCGAUCGGCGCCUACGUCUCCAGUGUCGAAAAAAAUAUUUCAUCGUCGUCGAUCUCGUUCGCGUGUAUCCAUGCUGUCUUAUCCAGUUGGUUUUGAAGCUACUUGGCUACGUGAUAGCCUUAAGGAUAACUACAGUGAUGCUGAUAUGGAAUUGGAAGAGCCGCAUCAUACUUUCCUAGAGCAAAAUACUGAUAUGAAUGACAAGCCGAAAGAUUUGUCUACCAACGUAAAUAGUAUGAAAGCUCGUCGUAGUAGAGCGCCAGGUUCUCCUGUAUCCAUCAAUUCAUCUUCUUCUUAUGGUCCAAUGGAGGAUGAAGAAGAAGACUCGGAUAUAGAUAGUUGCGGCAGCAAAGACGAUGAAGAAGAUGAGGAAGAAGACCAAAUGUUGAUGGACACUGCCUCGCAGCAAAUCAAUGACAAUCACGAUGAUAAGAAAACAGUUUACAGAGAAGAUUGUAAAGCCAUGCUACAUACUGAAAUAAGACAGCAGGAUCAAACUAUUGACUUUCGAUCUCAGACCAUCAUCGCCGAUAACUACUCGGCAGUUCAAUUUCCACUUAAUUUGGGCCCUACGUCUCAGCAGCAUCAACCUAACUCAACUUUGCACCAUGAAACUUAUCCACUGUCUAACAGUGGUGCCUCGCAUAAUAUGUUAAACAUAUCGGAGAGUGCCGAUCCGACAACAAGUACGGAUUCCAAGAGUUGUUCUAGCUCUAAUAAAUCGACUAUACAGAAACCUUCGGCGGAGUUACUGAAUAUUAACGAAGAUGCUCAUGCAGGGCCUAUGAAUGUUUUUGAGUUCGACGGGCUGCAGAUACUCGUACCUAGUACGUUUAUUAGUGAAUCGUCACAGAAAGCAGUAAGUGGUACUAGUCAACAGUCGAUGUCGAGCAGCGAAAAUGGGGCUGGCAACGAUGAGGAAGUCAAGAGUGUAAACAUGAGAGCAGAUGAGACGAUGCCACCCAGAGGUGAACUAUCGGAACAGGAAAGCAAUGGUUGCACCGAGCAGUCGGCUUGGCAGCUCUACAUGGGGCAAGAGUCUUCGCGCAUGUCAACAUCUUAUGACCUUAUGGCACGCGAGAGUUGGGAAGAAUUCGAAGGUUCGGAUCACGAAGAAAAUAACGCUGGUCCACUGCUUGACAGUCGUUCUCUUGCAACACAUUUCACUCAUAGUCUGUUUCUCGAUCAAGAUCGCGACCGCAAAACACCAACCCGUAGAGUCUUUAAGUGCUCGCACUGUCCGGAGGUGUUCGAAUGCCCUAAAGAGCGUCGAGUACAUAGCACCGUGGUGCACAAAGAAGCAGGUCCGUCUACUAGUAAUGAUAACAUGGAUCAUCAGGAUUUGAAAGAAAUUAAGAUUCUCGAUAGCCGUACUAAUGUGUUUGAUGAACUCUUCGCUCCCGGUCUGCACGCACAGCAGAUUUAUCAGCAGCCGUUGUUACACCAACUGCAACCGCCACAACAGAAUACAGCCAAAGUAGACAGCGAAUCAAAGAUAGAUGGGUUGCACAUACCAACUAUGGAAGUUAUCUGCAGCUUGUGCAAUCAACGAUUCACUAGUGAGAAAUCGCUGCAGAUCCAUCACAGGCGUAUACACGAUGCUGAAACCAAGCGUAUUCGUGAAACGACCAAGUGUCAGAUUUGUAGCGAAGAGUUCAGUUCCAUGGCUACUUACAACCUUCAUUUAAAAAUUCAUCCUCUGGAGUGCGGCCAAUGCGGCAAGUACUUUUACCGUAAGCAGAACUUCAAGUUGCACAUGAAGCGCCAUUUAGGUAUCAAGCCCUUCCAAUGCACCAUGUGCGACAAAGCCUUCCUUACCAAGCAGAAGCUCGAUGAGCACACCAAUGGACACACUGGCAACGCUCCUGUCAAAUGCAAUCUUUGUAACGAAACCUUUAGACGCUAUUCGAACCUCACGCAACACAAAAAUCGUCAUCACCUGAACAUUAAAAAGAAGCUUAAGGAUUACAUAUGCCAUUGUGGAGAGAUAUUCCACACGAAAAAGAAGUUGGCUUGGCACAAGGAGACCCACGACGAGAAACCGAAGGCGUGUACUUAUUGCAACGAGCGAUUCAUCCACAUGGCCAGCUUGACACGUCACAUGCGACGAGCGCACAAUAAGCGCUUCGUGCCGGACGCACAGCGGGACAAUGAAAAUGUUGAGUGCCCUAUCUGCAAGUGCAUUUACCUCAAAUCAUCUUUAGCAGUACACAUGAGAGUUCAUAACGGUGAGAAGCCGUACGAGUGCCAACUCUGCCCUAAAGCAUUCAGCACCAAGUGGAAUUUGCAACUACACAAGUGGACUCAUGCAAACCGUAGCGCCAAGCCUUUCAAAUGUAAUCAGUGCAACGCUGCUUUCUAUCGAAACAGCGACUAUACCGCCCAUAUGAAUUCUCACAGAAAUGUUCGACCCUACACCUGCAACUACUGUGGGGCACAGUUCAUCCGAAAGUACAACUGUUUGCGUCACGUCAAAGAACAUGAGGAAACCAAGGCAUACACGUGCGAUGUAUGCAACAAAGCUUUCCAUAGGUCGUAUUAUUUGAAGGAGCACCUUCGCGUACACUCGGGACAAAGACCUCACGUUUGUCACAUCUGCGGCAAAUCCAGUAGCACAAAGUCCAAUCAUAAUAAGCAUGUAAGAAUUCACCAUGCACGCGAGCCUGUUAAUACUGAAAACUAAAGUGACAUCACUUUCUUUUUCUUUCUUUUAUUCAUUCGACUGAGCAUAGUCCAUAAUUUUAUUUAUUUUUAAGAGAUGUUGAAUUUUCUUUAAACAUUGUUUAGUGUUCUUAUUUUUCAUUUAUAAAUUUUUUCUUUACGGAAGUCGAAUCUGUUUGAUUAUAGUUGUCUUUAAUCUAAAAUUGAUUUAUGGAUACAUUUAUGGUUUCGGAGAUAUGAAGACUGUGAAUAAACAUUAUAAAUGACAAAUAAGGAUUUCCAUCUUAAAAAUGCACAUUUUUGGCUUAUUUGUGCAAUUUAUUUUAACGUCUGAAAGCAUAAUCAAGAAAGAAUUAUUACUAAAUUAUCAAAUAAAUGUUGAUAAAUUUCAUAAUAGCAGGAACACCUACUAAAAAAAUUAAGUAGUAUAGAUGUGUACUACUAAAUAUCACUUGUGCCAUGAAUCUCUAUUAUAAUUGUUAUUUUUACGAAUCAAUAUAAUUGACAAUGAAAACUAUGAAAAACAAAUUUAUAUUCAUCGGUCUUAAUAAAUUAUAUCAUUGAAAAAGAAACAAAUUAACUUUUAAUACGUGAAAAAAAUUACGUAAAUUUGAUUAUGGAAUAGAUUGCUAAUCUUUAUCAACCCAUGAGAUAGUUCCAAAUAGCUGUUUAAUUAAAUAAUUUCGUAGUAUUAUACACUUUCAUACAAAAUCAUACAACUUCAGAUUGUUAGUAAUUCGUUAGCAUUUUGAAUGCAACGUUAUAUUGUUAAAGAUUCGCAUGAAUUACAUCACAGAUUAACAUGAAUUUUAUUGGCUCAUCAGAUUAGUAUCAAAUUAUCAAUUUUAUAAUUUUUGCGCGCAUACCUACGAUAUUAUCUGGUAGUUAAAACUGCCCACCUAAUGAAUUUAUGUAGUAUUUUUAAUGAAAAAGAACUUAGCUAUUCUAAGUAAUACAAGCAUUUCUACUAUUGCAAUCCGAUCAUUUUUUGUAGAAAAUAUAAUGUGAGUGUAAUCCGUAGUAUAAGUUCUAUUACGUUAUCUAUUAUAGCAUAUAGGUCACUCAAUUUUUUGUUUGUUUUCUGCAAGUACGCGUUGAUUUUAAAUACUUGGAAACCGUCACUAUAUGUUCUAUUGGCGACUAUUAUUAUCGUUCAAGAAAUUGGCGCUAAGCUGUUCAUAACGUUUAAACCGUAAUGAUACUUCAUACUUGAAGUUAAAAUCACCUUAGAAAGUAAGCAAGUUUGUUAUUUUGUUUUUACGUGAAGUGCGUACAAUUUUCACGAGAUAAGCUUUAAACGAUUGAAAACAAAGUUUUCUUUUAUUUGGGAUCUUCGUCGUAUUUUAUACACAUUGCUAUACUUUUAUGUAACAAAAUACUGUUAGUAAGGGAUUAACUUACAAAGGCCUGUUUCCUCUAAUGCUUGCGACGAAGUACCAAAGCUUAAUUAUGAAGUAUUUAAAAUGAACAUUGUGUUGUGGCACUAAGUGCUAUGUGAGUAAUAUGUGCAACUGAUAUAUAUUGUAUGUAUUUGCACUCAUAAGGAGAGUACCAUAUAUUUGGGUCACCGAUCGUCUUGAAGCUUUGGGAAUCUUUGUGUACACAAAAACAUGCAAGAAUUCACAGCCAAUCGAUUUAAUUCCCGAGUUUUCCAAAGUUACAGGUUAUUUUCGUCGAAACAUACAAAUUUCAGGAUACUCUUAAUCGUGAUAUAAAUAACUCUUAGUCGAAAAGAUAUAGGGAUUUCAUAAUAAUAUCAAAUGAAAGAUGAAAUCAAAUCCUUUCGGUAGAAAUAAAAAUUUUUUUAAUAAGUUGAACCGUUCAAGUUACAUGACAAAAUCUUUUUAAAUAAUAAGCUAAUUUUCCGAGGAAAAAAUCAUUUUAUUGACGUCAGUAAAAUAUUACGAAUGAAUGGUUUGAUUUUUUCAACAAUUUUUUUUUCUAUUGAAAAUGGUGAUCUCAACUUUCGUUUGAUAGAAUUAUGAAAACUCUAUAUUAAUUAAAUUACGAGCAGAUUCGAUCGGAUUUUUAUUGCAAGAUUACCGUGUAUUUUGUUUGUUUGACGGAAGUAACCUGUAAUCACAGAACAAUUGAGUGUAAGAUUAAAUGGUUGCAGCUUCUUCCAAGUUAUUAUGUACAAAAAGAUUUCCUAAAAUUUCAAGUAAAUCGGUGAUCCAAAUUUAUGAUACUUUUCCCUUUCAGAGAGUAUAUUUGUAAGAAAUGCAGAAAAACAAAAUAUUUAAGUGGUUACUAAUUCGAUAAUUCGAUCACAAUUUGCCAAGCGUUAAAACAAAAAUGUGAAUGUGAAAUUAUGCUAAGUAAUAAAUUGUGUACAAAAGUAUUUCAUUUUACACAAUCCACGUGUGACUACUUUUAUAAAUAUAAAAUAGUAUAGCCAAUUGCGAAUGUCAACUACUUAUUUUAAUAAUUAUUUGCAUUCUGAAAAAAAGAAGUAAGAAUACGACUUCAUAGCUUCAAAUUUUUUUCGUGACAUGUAAAAACAUACGUUUUUACUAAAAUUACUGCAAUAAUGAGGACGUUUGCCAAUCAAUAAUGUCGAAUGGAGACGUUAACUGCUUGUUAGUUAAUAAUUUUUAAACGCCGAAUAAGUAUAGGAACGGUCUUUUAAUGUCAAUGAUUGUAAGCGAAUUUUUUUACAGAUAGUAUGAGCAGUGUGAAAACUAUCGUGCGGUCAACGCAUCAGUAGUUUCGAAAUGAAGCAUAGAUUAACAAAUAAGUUCCGCCGUAAUGUUACAUUUUAUGCAAAAUUUGUAUCGACCAUCAGAAAACAAACUGUACGACAUUUAUAAAUCAAAAGGCCUAUCUAUACAUGGAUUGAUAACAUUAACUUUACGGCGCCAGUAACUUAUAGAUAGUUCAAAAUCUUAGUUAAUGUUAUUCUUCUAUAUUUAUGUCUUGCAAUCGCGUAUGCAGUGAUUUUUAAAAUUAAUUCCGAUGUCAAGACUGAUCGAUGUUGGUUUCCAUUGCAAUUCUACUUGCGGAUGUUACACAUAAAACUUGUUUAUUUAUUUUCAUUCUAAAUAUUAAAAGCACUUAAUAUUCAUUUCACUAAAAUUAUAGAAAAGCAAACUUGUAAUUUUUAAUGAAACUUUCAUUUUUUAAGCAGGUAUGAAAGUUAGAGAAAUUUCUUACUAAAAAAGACAAUGGUCUUUGGAAGAUUGUUUGUGAUAAAUUGUUUUUAUUGACUGUGUGAAUAUUACAAAGAAAUCAUUUAAUGCUAAAUAUUUUCGCUCCCUACAGCCAACAUCGAAGUCCAAACGUGCAAUUUUUUUAGCUAAAAUGUAAUUGAUAAGCGCAUGUGUUGAAUAAGGACACAGUUGUACAUAAAUGUAAAUAUGUAUAUCUCCUCUAUUUUAUAAUAGAGCUAACUAAUGUAGCUGGCGAAUGGACAUUAUAUAAAACUUAAUAACAACUAUUAGGGAACUUUGAAGUGAUGCAAGUAAAAGGGAGUGAAUGAAAAAUCUAGUAUAAUUAUUACGAUUACCAUUAAAAAACGAUUAAGCAGCAUAUGUAUAUCUUAAUUAAAGUCAUGUG
This is a messenger RNA of Phymastichus coffea, 9487 nucleotides long. RefSeq lists its product as uncharacterized. The transcript is spliced from 5 exons. The record is from RefSeq and is a predicted model, not a curated record. Lineage: Eukaryota; Metazoa; Arthropoda; Insecta; Hymenoptera; Eulophidae. The coding region runs from base 1512 to 5954 and encodes 1480 amino acids.